AGUCCUGGCCUCCGGCAAACAAAACUCAGAUCUAGCAAGUGCAGAGCAAAAGGCAAGGUUUGUGGAGAGAGAGACCAGAGGCAGAAAGACCGUCCACGAGGUCAGCCAGCUCCCACCCCUUCCUGACUGGUCUCUCAGAAGGACUCCAGACCUCUGCAUCUGCAUCUCAUCUCUGAACAUCCCGGGUCUGGAUUUCAGUUCUAGAUCUCUCCAUAGAGAACUGCUGGAGGACAGCAACGUUUUUCUAGGAAGAAGUGACUUUCCAGAAAGGCCACUAACAACCGGAUCCCACAUAACCCUCCUCUGGAGCUGUAAUGAAUACCACUUAUCUAAUAGGAUUUGAGGACUGUUAAGUGAGAUAAGGCAUUCGAAGGACCCAACACAGACUCACAGACACAGGACCUUCUUGCUGUGUGGUUAAAGUCGAAGAGUGGAGGAAGAACCCGAGGUACGGCUUCCUCAGCCUCACCAAGAGAGCUGAGAGGUGUACAGAGAACGUCAGACCGAUCUUGUCAUGAAGCCAUCACACAAUUCCUGGGAGGCUGAGCCACUACUCCCCAACAUGGCAGAGACCCCUUACACCCCGCUGAAUUCGUCCUUCGGCUUUGCCGCAUCAUAUCAGACCACGGGCUGCGAUUUGCCUAAGGUCAGCAGGACUGUUGAAAAGGCCUUGAAUGAAGGGAAACUGUUGGACAUGGUAUAUGGGAUCAAGGAGAUGGUGGCAAUAUUGUCCCAAACCCCACUGAACAUCGCUUUGACUGGGGACUCGGGCAAUGGCCUGUCAUCUUUCAUCAAUGCACUCAGAAUCAUUGGCCAUGAAGAAGAUGACUCAGCUCCCACUGGGGUGGUGAGGACCACCCAGACACCAGCUGAGUACUCUUCACCCCACUUUCCCAAUGUGGUACUGUGGGACCUGCCUGGUUUGGGGGCCACAGCCCAAACCAUAGAGAGCUAUAGUGAAGAGAUGAAAUUCAAGCUGUAUAACUUAUUCAUCAUCAUCGCCUCUGAGCAGUUCAGCUCAAAUCAUGUAAAUCUUGCUAAAAUCAUCCAGAGGAUGGGGAAGAGGUUCUAUAUUGUCUGGACCAAGCUGGACAGGGACCUCAGCCAAUGUGUCCUUUCAGAGAUCCGGCUCCUACAGAGUAUCCAGGAGAAUAUCCAGCAGAGUCUACAGAAGGAGAGGGUGAAUAUACCCCCCAUAUUCCUGGUAUCCAAUCUAGACCCUUUACUACAUGACUUCCCAAAGCUGAGGGACAUGCUGCAUAAAGACCUCUCCAACAUCAGGUGCUGUGGGCCCUUAAACGCUCUUUCUGGCAUCUGUGAGAAGAUCAUUGAUGAUAAAGUGGCUUGCCUGAAGGAGAGAAUAGACAACGGAUGCUGGGGGAAUUCGUUUUGUGUCGGGGACAAUGAUGACAUGGGGGAGUGUCUGAAAGUGUUCCGACUGGAAUUUGGUGUAGAUGAUGAAUCACUUCAACAGGUAGCCCAGAGUAUGGGGAGAGUAGUCCAAGAGUACAAGGUCGACAUGAAGUCCCAAACCCUGCACACUCUCCGCAGAAGGGACUGGAAACUGAGACUGAUGACUUGUGUAUUCAUGAAUGCAUUAUUCCAAAUUCUUAAAUGUCUCCCAGGCUUACGUUGUUGCAUCCUCUGUUCCAGACGCAUGAAACUCAAACGCAUGCUUCUGUUAGUUUCCCAGGACACCAAGACCAUCGUGAAGAAAAUCCUGAAAGACAGCAUCAGCUCUCCUCAAAUCUAGUGUAGGGGGUGGUCUGUCACCCUUCUCACUUGGAAGCCAGACUGCCUUGGGUCUGGAUCUCACCUGGAUCCAUCCCUACCUCUCCACUAGAAAUCAAGAGAUAUAACAACACUUUUUCUAAAGGUUCUAGAUCCUUUGAGAGGAGUUAAAAAUAACUCAUUUCACUUGUCUGGAUUCUAAUGCACUCUUCCACUGAGGGACAGGGACAAAUUGUUUAAAAAAAAUUGUUGAUCAUGAUUCUUAGAUUUGGAAUAUAGAAAAUUUUAAGUGUGAUGUAUGUCUAAAUCAGUUUUCCUCCAAAACAGUAAAGUCAGAUCUUCUUCAUUAGCACCUUUUUAUUCUCACUCUCCUUCCUUUCCCUGGAUAACCCUGUUAAGGACUCAUUUGGUACAGAGGAACACGUAGAUGGAGACUAUGGUAGCCAUUGCUCUCUGGAUUCUGUUUAGUACUGGGGAAAGGACUCAGACAGCAUUUCUAAUGCAAACUGCUUACCUGUCACACAUUCACUGACAGGUACCUAAAAAGAGUAUCUUAAGAGGGAACUCAGAGCCGGGCAGUGGUGGCACACGCCUUUAAUCCCAGCACUUGGGAAGCAGAGCCAGGCGAACUCUGUGAAUUUGAGGCCAGCCUGGUCUACAGCACAAGAGCCAGGAAAAGCACCAAAACUACACAGAGAAGCCCUGUCUCAAAAAACAAAACAAAAAAAGAGGGAACUCAGGUAUACAUGAGUUAGUGUCAUGGCAAGAGCGUAAUGGCAUCAAUGGACUUCACACUGGAUCAUUUGAGGAGAAUUUGCUAAUGAUACAUCCUUCAAAUGUGUAAUGAGGGUUCAAGGAGAUUGUCAAGAGAUGGUGCUGGCUUCCUCCAGCCUCCACUGCGUUGAAUGUAUUGGAUGAAGUCCCUGCCUAGGCUUAUAUUGCUUUUGGAUAUCCAGAAUUAAACCUUGCUUUUGCAUUCCG
This is a messenger RNA of Peromyscus maniculatus bairdii (prairie deer mouse), 2712 nucleotides long. RefSeq names its product immunity-related GTPase family M protein 1-like. Gene Ontology annotation, cellular component: endoplasmic reticulum membrane. The record is from RefSeq and is a predicted model, not a curated record. Gene Ontology annotation, molecular function: GTP binding; GTPase activity. Lineage: Eukaryota; Metazoa; Chordata; Mammalia; Rodentia; Cricetidae. Gene Ontology annotation, biological process: innate immune response; autophagosome assembly; cellular response to interferon-beta.